ACGAACAGACCAAAGGUAACCAAAUCACAAGUGUGGUGUAUUACGUUUCAUAAAUAUUGUGGAUUAUAAAGUGAUACAGCAAGUGACACACAAAAAAUGCCUGGUUGUUGUGUACCUCAUUGCACCAAUUCCACUGAAAAAGGCUUUUCGAUGAGGCGUUUCCCAUCAAACUUACAGCGAAGGACAAUAUGGGUGAAAAAUAUUAAUAAUCAAUCAUCAGAGUGGCGACUAACUAAAAACUCAUAUGUAUGCGAAACCCAUUUUUCGGCAGAAAUGUGGGAAAAAGUGCGCGUUGAUGGCAAAAGGAGGCUAAAAAACAAUGCGGUUCCAAUAAUUUUUCAUCUUCCAGAAAACGGUGGAAUUUCUACAAGUGAUUUUUUUCCCAUUGAGAUUCCUUCUACAUCAUCAUCGAAGCGUCUUCUCACAGACAUUGACACAAUCGAUACAAAUGCAAUAAAUAAUGCAAAGAGGUUGCAGAAAAGUACAAUAGACGAAGUAGAUGUUCCAACAGAUGACUCAAAGAUACUUGCAAGUGACAAUAUAAAAGGACCGAGAAGAAACCUGGAUGAAACAAGUAAAAAAUUUGAGACAAUUAUUCGUAAACAAGACAGAACAAUUAAUAUUCUUCGGCAGCGUAUACGACAACUGAGGAAUUCUAUUCAGUUACUUAAUAAACAAAGGCCCCAAAUUCUUUUGGCACCAAAGUUCUUACAAAAAGUAUUUAAUAAAGAUCAGAUAGAAUAUCUUAAGGCUAAAUAUGAAGGACGCCAUAUAUAUAAAUGGACAGGUGAAACUAUUAAAAAAGCACUACGGCUUAAACAUGCAUGUGGAGAUAAUGGAUACAAGGAAUUAUUACGUCAAUGUUUUCCUUUGCCUGCAAUUCGUACCCUGCGUAAUCGCCUGGAAUGCAUUUCUUUUAAAGAUGGAAUUUGUGAUGAAGUUUUCGAUUUAUUAAAAGAGAAGGUAUCAAACUUUCCGGAUGAACGACAUAGCGAUUGCAUGAUUUGUGUUGAUGAAAUGAGUUUGACACCAGGUGAAUAAAUAGAUCCUUGCACCAAUCA
This is a messenger RNA of Vollenhovia emeryi, 1061 nucleotides long. RefSeq lists its product as uncharacterized. The record is from RefSeq and is a predicted model, not a curated record. NCBI's taxonomy places the organism in Eukaryota, Metazoa, Arthropoda, Insecta, Hymenoptera, Formicidae. The coding region runs from base 97 to 1041 and encodes 314 amino acids. The transcript has 3 exons. Gene Ontology annotation, molecular function: sequence-specific DNA binding.